AUUUGUGUAAUGGACCCGUAAUGAAUGGGCGACGUGCAGAACAAGCGCGUGGUGUGACGCGUAAUUGGGUUGCCCUAAGCAAGGGCAUGACGGAAGCAGAAAGAACUCAUUGUCGUUGUUCUUAUCCACCCAUCCAGUGCAACCUAAACGCAUCAUCAUCACCAUCACCACCAUCUCCUUGUUUUCAUAAAUAAAAAUCAUCAUGUCAUCUCCCUUCUCCCUUCAACAGCACCGAUCUUCGUUCACUUGAUUCCUUUUUCCCCUUUUUCUUCUCUUCUAAUUCAAUCCAUCAACUACAAAGGAUGGAGCCUAUGGAUAUCGUUGCAAAAUCAAAGGAAGAUGCUUCGCUUCCUAAAGCGACAAUGACGAAAAUUAUUAAAGAGAUGUUGCCCCCGGAUGUGCGUGUCGCAAGAGAUACUCAGGAUUUGUUGAUCGAAUGUUGUGUAGAGUUCAUAAACCUCGUCUCAUCAGAAUCUAAUGAAGUAUGUAACAGAGAGGAAAGAAGGACGAUUGCACCUGAGCAUGUAUUGAAGGCUUUAGGGGUUCUUGGAUUUGGCGAGUACAUUGAGGAAGUUUAUGCAGCAUAUGAACAGCACAAGAUGGAGACAGUGCAGGACUCUAUAAAAGGUGCUAAGUGGAGCGGUGGAGCUGAGAUGACAGAGGAACAAGCAUUAGCCGAGCAGCAAAGGAUGUUUGCAGAGGCACGUGCUAGAAUGAAUGGAGGAACCAUUACUUCCAAUCAACCCGAUGCUGACCAAAGUUUAGAGAGCUAACUUUAGGGUCUUUAUUUUCUUGAAGCAUAGGCAAGCAUAUCUGACUCUUCCCUAUGGGUAAUUUAGCUCGAUUUUGCACAAAACUCAUUCACUACUUUGCUGGUCUAUGUGAAUGUGCUCCCCAUUUGUGUUGUGUUAGCGAUCCAUAUUUGUAAGUUAAUGUAAUUAAUUUAUGGAUUUCAUUCAAUCGCUGGUCUAUUUAGAAUUGUAUAUGUAAAUUAUUUCAUUUAGUUGUAUCUUCUACACUGAAUAGCUCUUUUGUUUAGUUUUGAAAUAGUGAAUGUAUGAAAUUGUGACAGUUUAUUAUAA
Molecule: messenger RNA, 1082 nt
Organism: Cicer arietinum (chickpea)
Lineage: Eukaryota; Viridiplantae; Streptophyta; Magnoliopsida; Fabales; Fabaceae
Product: protein Dr1 homolog
Molecular function (GO): protein heterodimerization activity
Source: RefSeq, a predicted model, not a curated record